Messenger RNA from Fusarium oxysporum Fo47, 1596 nucleotides. Its product is annotated as serine/threonine kinase 16. Gene Ontology annotation, molecular function: transmembrane transporter activity. Gene Ontology annotation, biological process: transmembrane transport. Lineage: Eukaryota; Fungi; Ascomycota; Sordariomycetes; Hypocreales; Nectriaceae. The record is from RefSeq and is a predicted model, not a curated record. The transcript is spliced from 2 exons. The coding region runs from base 1 to 1596 and encodes 531 amino acids.
AUGUUCCCUCCUGGCACCGUUCGCCUGGAGGACCCAGAUGCUGUUGCAAGUCGCGAGGGCAUUAUCCUCCAACCGCGACCGACUGAAGACCCGAAUGACCCGUUGAACUGGCCAAACUGGCGCAAAUAUAUAAAUUUUGGGCUCGUCAGCUUCUAUGUCCUCAUGGUUUCCGAGUUUAUCAACUCUGCUGGUCCGACCUGGGGUCCCAUGCAGAAGGAGCUCGGGUUCAGCGAUGAGGCCCUAACUGCGAGCUAUGCCAUCGGGUGCGCAUGUCUCGCCAUUGGCGCUGUCAUGCUUGUUCCCUUUGCUCUCAAAUUCGGUCGCCGACCCCUCUACCUUUUCAGCUCCUUGGUUCAGAUUGGCGUGGGCAUCUGGUCAGCGAAGAUUCAGAAUGUUCCUGACCUCCUGCUUGUCAAUGCCAUCAACAAUAUCUUCGGGGCGUUAGCCGAGGUCAUCGUGCAAAUGACAAUCGCAGACGUCUUCUUCAUUCAUCAGCGUGGUACCUUGAACAGCAUCUACAUCUGGUUCUGGCAAAUAUCUGUCUCCCUUGGCCCAUUCAUCGCUGGCUAUAUCACUACAGGUCAAGGGUGGAGAUGGGUCUGGUGGUGGAAUGCUAUCCUUUUUGGUGCUUUCUUUAUCCUUGUUUGUUUCUGUUACGAAGAAACGAAAUACUGCACUGAGGGUUCACUCGCACCCGCCCAGCCAGAUGUUGAAGAUGAUUCAAAAUCAGCAGCAGAUAGACCCUGGCCAGCCUCGGUCGCUGUCGAGGAGGGUUCACAACAUAACCCAUAUGCUGUCAGGGUCAACUACAACAUUCCCAAAAAGACGUACUGGCAGCGACUGGCGCUUACAACUACCUCCUCAUCUUCUGGUGGCCUCAGAACCCUUCUUAGCCAUAUGUAUCAGCCUAUAAUUCUUCUCACCACUGUUCCAGCCGUUGCCUAUACCGCACUUGCUUACGGCAUCUUGGUUGCCACGUCAGAUGUUAUGUCGACAACACUCUCGCUCUACAUGACCAAGCCACCAUAUACUUUUGCGCCCAAUGAAAUUGGCCUCAUGAAUUUAUCCAAGUUAGUUGGCAGUACAAUCGGCACUCUGAUUGUCGGCCCUGUCAGUGAUACUUUGAUUCUAUGGCUUGCCCGUCGGAAUGACGGCAUCUACGAACCGGAAACGAGAUUGUGGAGUCUUGUCCCUUUUCUUCCUUUUAUCCCUGCCGGGGCGUUGCUAUUUGGACUCGGUCUACAGAAUGGCCUGCCAUGGCCUAUUAUUGCUGUUGCUUUGGCAUUCUUCAAGCUUGGAAUGGCCCCAGUGAAUAGUAUUACUAUCACCUACCUUACCGAUUCCUACCAGGAUGUCAUUGGUGAUGCAUUAGUUGGCGUCACCAUCGUCCGCAAUGCCUUUAGCACAGCCUUCAUUUUCGCUCUCGAUCCAUGGAUUCAUUCUGUGGGUAUUCAAUGGGUCCUUAUAACGAUCGUUCUCAUCACUACUGUAAUUCUCUCCUUGACCGGUGUGUUGAUUAAGUAUGGUAAGCCAUUUCGCGCACACACUGCUGAGAGAUACCAGCGUUUCGCUCUCCUUCAGUACAAGGAGAGAUAA